Molecule: messenger RNA, 1816 nt
Organism: Truncatella angustata
Lineage: Eukaryota; Fungi; Ascomycota; Sordariomycetes; Amphisphaeriales; Sporocadaceae
Exons: 2
Coding region: 472-1593 (373 amino acids)
Molecular function (GO): iron-sulfur cluster binding; catalytic activity
Source: RefSeq, a predicted model, not a curated record
GAGUGCUGGGCGCUAUUAUGCCUGCCAAGCCGGCAACGGCGGGUACGUCAUGACCCGGCUUCCGGCUAUUACGCAAAGGGCCAGUUCGGCCGGACAGUUCCCAGUAACAUCAAAUCUCCAUUUCGGUUUUCGUUUGAUACGCCAUAUGCAGCGAUAGAUGAUUGGUUGUUACUGAGCCUAUCGUUGUCGUUGCAAGAUAUGCCAUCUGUUUCGCAAAUGGAUGCCGAAUAACUUCGACCUUCUGACAGCCUGAGGCCGUUCCUUGAUCCCCAGCACUUGCUACGUCGUGAGAUUCGAUUCAGUUCGAUUCGAUAGGCAAGAGAUUGACUUAUCGGUAUCUUAAAGCACCUCUGUCACCAAGUGCUCCGAUCUCUUCGAUUCCGGAGUCAUGCCCUAAACGUUCAAGUCAAGGUUGGGGAGUGACUGACAUCUCACGCAUCCAUCUAUAUACAAUAGCUGUGCCUGUAGACCAUGACGAUGCUAUCGAACAGAAUGGUCAACGCGACUCGUUGGGUCAGGUCUCGGAAACCUUGGCUCUGUUCGUGGACCAGACCAAGAAGAUCGCUCCAUCUCGCUCCACCAUUUCUCCUCGACGACUAUACUCCUCGUUAUCAACUGCUCAGCUCAGUCGAUGCGGCAAAGAAGCGCACGAGGGCGUAUGCGCACUUGCGAAACUGUAAUCUUUGUCCCAGACUAUGCAACGUAAAUAGGUAUGAGACCACCGGCAUGUGUCUCAUUGGAUCAAACGUGAAGGUCAACGUCAUCGCGCCGCAUUUUGGUGAAGAGCCAUGUAUCCAAGGGCACAACGGGUCGGGCUCGGUCUUUUUCUCUGGCUGCAAUUUGCGCUGCACGUUUUGCCAGAACCACGACAUUGCCCACCAACGCAACGGAAUGGACCUCACGCCCGAGGAGCUAGCGGAGUGGUACAUCAAGCUACAGGACACGGGCGGCGUGCACAACAUCAACCUGAUAACGCCUGAGCAUGUUGUUCCCCAGGUCGCGUUGUCCAUCCUGGCAGCGCGGGACAUGGGUCUCAAGAUUCCUGUCAUCUACAACACCUCUGCCUUCGACUCGCUCGAGUCGCUCGAGCUCAUGGAUGGGCUCGUAGACAUCUACCUACCAGACUUCAAGGUCUGGAGCAAGGCCGCCAGCCAGCGCCUGCUGAAGGCCGAGGACUAUGCGAAGACGGCGCGUGAGAGCGUCAAAGCCAUGCAUGACCAGGUCGGCGAUCUGUGUUUUACCAACGACGGCAUUGCGAAGAAGGGCGUCCUAGUCCGGCAUCUGGUCAUGCCGGGCAAAGAAGCAGAUGGGGAGUCUAUCGUGAAGUUUCUGGCGGAGACGCUGGGCCGAGACGUGUUUGUCAACAUCAUGGAGCAAUACCGGCCUGCGGCACACGUGGGCAAGCCGAAGCGUAGGAGAGUGGUUGACCCUGGCGGAGUUGAGGCGGGCAUGAAAGACAAGGAGGAAGUGCGAUAUGCAGAAAUCAACAGGGCGGUCACGGAGCAGGAAGUCAACAGUGUAAGAAGAGCGGCAGAGAGGGCGGGGCUCUGGAGGUUCAAUGAUCCUCCCCGGCAUGAAGGGUUUGCUCUUUGAUGCGUGGAAUCGUGGUUAAGAUGCUGCGAUGUAUGACCAUUGAGUACGCAAGGUUUUAUUAUGAUGCAAGUUUGCAUGCAUCACUGAUCAACACGCAAUACGGGAUAGCUGAAUUAGUCGUAGUGCUCCAAUCUUGGGGUCUCUUUAGAUUUGCACAUCAUGGAGCAUGUUCACAGAUGUCGUCCUGCACAGAGGGUCUGCUGAUGGGUCAAUUCAUCACUUC